UAUAUUACUGAACUCUUCAUACCUAGUAAGAUGAUUUUUGAUAUUUUAAAAAGGUUCAACUUGAAGUGUUUAUAAUGUACAGUAUGUACAAGAUCGCAGUCUGUCUGAGUGAAUAGUGUGAAUUGACGUCAGUUAUUUGUGAAUUAUUGAAUAGGAAAAUUACAAGACAGCACUGUUUAUAUCUCAAGCAUACUAAAUAGCGAGGCUAGGUUUAGGUCUGCUGAACGGCUAUAAUAAAGGCCAGGUAGUUAAAGAAUGAUCUCAUCUCAAUCUCAUUGUUUUGAGUGGAGUUCUCUUUUGUACUAGAGUAGUCUGCAGUUUUGUGUGUGUAUCUAGUUUAUUUAGUUAACUAUUACACAAGGGAAUCGUGCGUCAUACUCUUAUUUAAGAUAUGCUCAUGGAGAUACGUUGCUUUUGUUGGCAUGUUUCCCAGCUAUGAGUUAAUCGUUGGGAGUAACAAAGUCAUCAGGUGUUGCUGAUUCAUGCCGGUAAGGCAGAAUGUUUCCAGCUCCGCCUCCCAGCCUUGUAACUCCUUCCUGCAUUAUCAGCCAGGUCAUGUAUUUAAACACUGCUGCUUCAGCCCUGGCACUCUCACACAACGACAUUUCCCUGUGAAGAACCUCUGGUGUACAAUAGCUCAAAUUGAUGCAAGGUAGGUACUGUCAUUAUUGUUGUUGUUGUUUAAAAACCACAUUAAACAUUUUUUUUAUUUUAAAUAAAAUGGUAACAAGAUAUACAACAUACAGCAGGAAAUGUCAGUUGACAGUAUUAAGAAUUUUUUCUCGGAAAAAUGUGACUUGAAAUAGGGACUACUUUUGGAAAACUAUAUUUUUCAAAGAACUGUCAGAAUGUGUGAGUCCAUGCACAGUAAAUGCACUACUUGAUAAAACAGUUUUAGGCUGAAAUGAUUGUUUCACUCUCCUACACCUUAUUCCACCUCACUGUCAAGGAAGCCAUGAAUGAAGUUGGGGAAAGGAUCCAUCUGAAUCGCUCUCAACAGACCUGUGUCUUUAAUGGCCUAGAUCUCUGACAGAGUGUCACUGGUGCAGUGUGACCCUUCACAGAUAUGACUGACUGUGUGUGGCUUGACACUUUGCAUUGCAGGGACCGUGUAUUGCAACAGGAUGGACCUUCCACUUGCACAAGCAGCAAUGUCUCCGGGGCCGGAGCAGUUUUCUGAAACGUGCGAGCGGCAGCCUCUUCCAGUGGUCAUAAUAGGGAAUGGGCCCUCUGCUAUCUGCCUCUCCUACUUCUUGUCUGGCCACAGACCCUAUGUGAGGAAGGGGGCAGUCCAUCCUAACCCCAUACUCCAGAGGAAGCUGCAGGACAUCGCUGGGAGCUCCGUAGUGGAACAGGACCUGGAGUUCCUGUCUGAGGGACUGGAAGGGCGCUCCCACAACCCCCUGGCUGUGCUCUUCGAUGCCCUGGUUCGCCCGGAUGGUGACCUGGGUGGUAUGGCGGAGUCGGUACUUACCUGGAGACUGGAGCCCAAGCACCUCGUUCCACACCUGGUCCUGGGCAAGGGUCCCCCAGGAGGGGCUUGGCAUUCUAUCGAGGGCUCCAUGUUCACACUUAGCCUCGGAGACUGGAUGGAGCUGCCUGGCCUUCACUUCAGGGACUGGAUGAGGAGAAAAAGAAAGAACUUGAGGAAUGACAGAGCCACGACUCGAGAUAUAGCUCAGUACUAUGAGCACUACGUGAAGGUCCUGGGACUGCAGCAGCGCUUUGUCUGCGGGACCGUGGUGACCUCUGUGAAGCCUCUCCUCAGUAGUUCAGCAGAGGAAGACCGUGUGGAACCCCUGACUGCCUCCCGCAAGCUCUACGAGAUCCAGGGGUUCCACCAGACCGCAGGACUCCAGAGCCCCUUCUGCAUUCAUGCAGAGAACGUGGUCUUGGCAACAGGGACUUACGACAGCCCCGCUUGGCUGGGGGCAGAUGGGGAGGACCUCCCCUACGUUUUCCACAAGAUCUCUGACCUGGAGACGGCUUUGCAGAAGCAGAGGCUCGGUCCGGACUCUGACCCAGUCCUGAUAGUCGGGGCAGGACUCACGGCGGCAGACGCUGUCCUCACAGCCCGCCACAGCAACGUCCCGGUCAUCCACACCUUCCGCAGAGCAGUGUCGGACUCCGGCCUGGUCUUCAAUCAGCUGCCCAAGAUGAUGUACCCAGAGUACCACAAGGUCCACCAGAUGAUGACUGAGCAAUCCCUUACCUCCAGCGGACCCUAUAAAGGCUACUCAAGCCUCCCAAAGCACCAUGUUGCAUGCUUCUCUGCAGACAAGAAGUGUGUCCUUGAGGACGCGAGUGGGAAAAGAACCGUCUUCAACAUCUCCAUGGCUUUCGUCCUCAUCGGCUCAAACCCCAACCUGUCCUUCUUGCCCAGCCAUGGGAAGCACCUGGCUCUGGAUCCAGAGCAGCCAGUUAACUCUCGACGCAACCCCAUAGACACGGACCCCUUUACCUACGAGUCCGUUCAGGAGCCAGGGCUGUAUGCUUUGGGGCCCCUGGCAGGGGACAGCUUUGUAAGGUUUCUGCAAGGCGGGGCACUGGCUGUGACAGCCUCCUUGCUUAAAAAAGGAACGUUGAUUUAAUGGAUUGACAAUUGAAUCAUUGUAACAAAAAACAGUAUGCUGUAAGCACCCCUUCAGCACUGCUGCUGCUCCUUCUCCAGAUAUGAUUCUCAGGAAUACUGCCCGUUAUUUUAAUUAACAUAUUAAAAACAGUAUUUUGUCACAGUUGCACUUUUUCUGAGCUGGGUAGCUCAGUGGGAAACAUUCAAACAUGAUGAUAUUUUCACUUCUGUAUUAUUUUCAACAGUAGAACACAUCAUUUGAGUGCCUUUAAAAAAAAAAAGUAUCUAAAAUAUAAUAACUCAUUGUAUUAAUCCAUGCCAUAAAUAAAAUCACUCAAAUUCCGUAUAUCACUGUGGAAGACUGUUAUGUUUGGAUAAACAUGUGCUGUUAGCGUGUUUACUGUGCAGAUUUUAUAUUGUGUUGAGGCCUUGUGGGGACAUUGAAAUCCUUCUGUGAAAGGGUUAUAUAUAUAUAUAUACACACACACAUACAUGUUUAAUGUACCUUGGUCAAGUGAAAGUCUGUUUGAAAACAAACAGUGCUUUUGCUGCCAUGGUAACUGAACUCCUUAGUUUCUAUUUAAAUCUAUUAAUGUGCUUGUGAUGUCAUCUAAUACAUAGUUAUUUCCAAGCUGGUGUUAAAUAAAAUGCC
Molecule: messenger RNA, 3224 nt
Organism: Acipenser ruthenus (sterlet)
Lineage: Eukaryota; Metazoa; Chordata; Actinopteri; Acipenseriformes; Acipenseridae
Product: oxidative stress-induced growth inhibitor 1-like
Exons: 6
Coding region: 1125-2591 (488 amino acids)
Molecular function (GO): oxidoreductase activity
Source: RefSeq, a predicted model, not a curated record